Messenger RNA from Talaromyces atroroseus, 1761 nucleotides. RefSeq names its product MFS trasnporter. Lineage: Eukaryota; Fungi; Ascomycota; Eurotiomycetes; Eurotiales; Trichocomaceae. Gene Ontology annotation, biological process: transmembrane transport. The transcript is spliced from 10 exons. The record is from RefSeq and is a predicted model, not a curated record. Gene Ontology annotation, molecular function: transmembrane transporter activity. The coding region runs from base 1 to 1761 and encodes 586 amino acids.
AUGCCAUCCCCAUUGGGCAUCGAAUUGGCGGAUGAACCCAAGGACAUGAAAUUAGAAUCACAUCAUCUACCCCUACCACUAGAAGACAUAGAGCUCCAAGAUGGCUCCAAAUUCCCAGAAUCAUCGUCCUCCGCAUCGUCGCACGACCAGCAAAAGCCUUUUCCUGAAGGUCAGCAUGAAGGACCACCCGGAGGACCACCUGCAGAAGGACCGCCGCAGACUCCGGAAUGGGUGAGGGGAUCAAAACUGGUUUUCAUGAUGAUCGGUAUCACUUUAGUUGCCUUUCUCAUGUUACUUGAUACAUCGAUCAUUGCAACUGCAACACCAAAAAUUACCAACGAAUUUCACUCGCUCAAUGAUGUCGGUUGGUACGGUAGUGCAUAUUCGUUAGCGAGUGCGUCCCUACAACCGUUAACAGGACGAUUCUACUCGACAUUUAACACCAAAUGGACUUUUUUAACCUUCUUCUUCAUCUUCGAAGUCGGCUCAUUAAUCUGCGCUGUCGCAACCUCGUCGAACAUGUUGAUCAUUGGUCGUGCAGUUGCCGGUAUGGGAGGAUCCGGUAUACAGAACGGAGCGUUCACGAUGGUUGCGGGCGCUGUGCCUAUGCCUAGGAGACCUGCUCUUAUGGGGUUUUUGAUGGGAAUCUCCCAACUCGGCAUGGUAGCUGGCCCACUGAUUGGAGGAGCCUUUACCUCCUACGUUUCUUGGCGAUGGUGCUUCUACGUCAAUCUUCCAGUAGGUGGACUAGUCGCAAUCCUUCUGGUGUUCCUUAACAUCCCCGAGCAAAUCCCCAAGCCCAAGGGUUUGAAGAGCGUCAGUACAAUAUUAGGCAAUCUUGAUCUGAUCGGAUUUAUUCUAUUCGCCCCGGCCGCCAUCAUGUUCCUAUUAGCCUUACAGUACGGUGGUAGCACCUAUCCGUGGAACUCGGCUACUAUUAUCGGUCUCUUCUGCGGCGCUGGCAUUACUUUCAUUAUCUUCAUGAUCUGGGAGUACCGCGUCGGUGAUCGUGCUAUGAUCCCAUAUUCGAUUUUCACCAUCCGCACGGUCUGGGCAAGCUGCGUCACGUACGGGUUUCUGGCUUCACUCUUGAUUUGUGGCUCUUACUACCUCCCCAUCUAUUUUCAGGCGAUUAAGGGUGCUAGUCCGAUGAUUAGCGGUGUUGAUAUUCUACCAAGUAUUAUCAGCCAGGUGAUUUCUGCCAUACUUUCAGGUCAAUUAUUGGGGAGGGUUGGUUAUUACCUGCCUAUGAGCGUCAUCGGUGCUUCUCUCGCGGCUGUAGCCAAUGGACUGGUUUCGACUUUUUCGACCUCGACUAGUACUGGAAGGUGGAUUGGAUAUCAAAUCAUACUAGGAGUAGGCCGUGGUAUGGCCUUACAGAUGGUCCCAACAGCCAUGGCCAUGACAAUGUUCUGCCAGUCAUUCUUCUCAGCAACAUUCCUCAGUUUCGCCGACGUGAUAUUCAACAACAGCCUCCGGAACCUGCUUCCUAGGGAAGCCCCUGAUGUGAAUGUUGAAGCAGUGAUCGAAGCCGGGGCUACCGGUUUUCGCACAGUCGUUCCAUCAGCCGAUUUACACUCUGUUCUUGUGGCUUAUGCAACAAGUAUCGACUCGGUUUUCUACCUUGCAGUCGGCGCUUCAUGUGCUGCUUGGUUGACUUCGUGGGCCAUGGGAUGGAAAGAUAUCCGAAAGAAGGAUGGGCCUCCGGGGGGUCGACCUGCUGGACCUGCACAGUCGGAUAGACCGAAGACUGACGUUUGA